Molecule: messenger RNA, 1660 nt
Organism: Grus americana (Whooping crane)
Lineage: Eukaryota; Metazoa; Chordata; Aves; Gruiformes; Gruidae
Gene: NUBP2
Product: NUBP iron-sulfur cluster assembly factor 2, cytosolic
Exons: 7
Coding region: 56-874 (272 amino acids)
Biological process (GO): iron-sulfur cluster assembly
Cellular component (GO): cytosol
Molecular function (GO): 4 iron, 4 sulfur cluster binding; ATP binding; ATP-dependent FeS chaperone activity
Source: RefSeq, a predicted model, not a curated record
GAGGGCGGGGCUUUAACCCGGCGGAAGGCGGAAGCGGGCGGUACGGGGCAGCAGGAUGGAGGAGGCGGCAGGGGAGAGAAGCAACCUGGCCGGAGUGCGGCACAUCCUGCUGGUGCUCUCUGGGAAGGGCGGCGUGGGGAAGAGCACCAUCUCCACUGAGCUGGCUCUGUCGCUGCGGCACGCUGGGAAGAAGGUGGGGAUCCUGGACGUGGACCUGUGCGGCCCCACCAUACCCUGCAUGUUCAGGGUGCAGGACAGUGAUGUGCACCAGUGCGACAGCGGCUGGGUCCCGGUCUUUGUGGACCAAGACAAGAGCAUCUCGCUCAUGUCCAUCGGCUUCCUGCUGGAGAAGCCAGAUGAUGCCGUGGUGUGGAGAGGACCCAAGAAAAACGCUUUGAUCAAACAAUUUGUUGCUGAUGUGGCCUGGGGGGACCUGGACUUCCUCAUCGUGGACACACCGCCAGGCACAUCAGACGAGCACAUCUCCACGGUGGAGGCCUUGCGGCCCUACAAGCUGCUUGGAGCAAUCCUGGUCACUACGCCCCAGGCCGUGUCCGUGGGAGAUGUGAGGCGAGAGCUGACGUUCUGUAAGAAGACGGGCUUACGAGUUCUUGGCAUCGUGGAGAACAUGAGCGGCUUUGUCUGCCCGCACUGCUCAGAGUGCACAAACAUCUUUUCCAAAGGGGGAGGUGAGGAGCUGGCCAAACACGCUGGGGUCCCCUUCCUAGGCUGUGUUCCCCUGGACCCCCAACUCAGCCAGAGCUUGGAGGAAGGCAGAGACUUCAUCCAAGAGUUUCCCAAGAGCUCUGCCUUCCCUGCCUUGGCUCACAUCGCCCAGCAGAUCUUGGAUGGCGCGUCACAGCGGAGCUCCUGAGGAGGCUAUGGAGCUGAACUCUUGCCGGCUGAGCCCCUGGCCCGGCCGCACCACCAGCAGCCCGUGCUGGCGGGGAGGGGGGAUGCAGAAGCUGUUUAAAACUAUCCAGGUGGGGGGUGAUGGAGGGAGGGGGGAGCACAGCAUCAGCGCCGCUCACGGCGAUCCAAAAAGGGAAGCGCUGCUCCAUCCCCCUGGAUUUGAAGAGACCUCGUGCAGCGGCAGCCCGCUGCUUGCCUUCUCAACAUGGGAGUGCUCUGCCAUGGUACAGUUGUCCCUAGCCCCGUGCGCCCAGCACCGUCCUCUGCAGCCAGCCGUUGUGCUUGGGGAGCUCUAGCUUGUGCCCGUGGCGUUUCGUACGCUGCAAUGCUUCUGGCCAUCACCCAACGCAGCUACAGUGGGAAACGCCACUGACUGUUCUUCCCUCAAUGAACCCAAACGGCACCGGUCAUCUGGAUCGUGGCUCCAAUGUGCUGCCGCCUUCUCCUGCCGCUUCCCUCGCGUGACGGAUUAUAUGGUACUUGGUUCAGCGGCUGGUGGGUUCGUGCUGGAUGCUCUGAUGUGGACACGAGCCAGGCCACCUCACUCUGGUCUCAGAUCGCUGGUUCCUGAUGGGCUGUCGAGGGCACGGGAUGUGCCUCGCGUGAGAACGAUGUCUUUAGGAGAUCUACCACCCGCCUGAGGUCUGCGCCUUGCCGUGCUGGAGACAAGGCCUCUUUGGUCUGCUGCGGCUUAUGGCGACUCAGGAAUAGUUUGAAAGGUUCCAGGCAGUAAACACUUUUCUUAAAA